AUGGAAUCGGUUCCGGCAAGUAUCGAGACAUACAAGACGCUUAAGCCGUCCAAAACGCUCCGGUACCACCAUAACGACCCCAUCACAUCGCUCGAUUUCGAUGACACUGGAGCCUACGCCGUCACAGCUGGAACAGAUGAAUCCAUUCAGCUGUAUUCGGCUCACAAGGGCACUCACCAGCGAUCCAGCUACUCGAAGAAGUAUGGCGCGCAUUUGGCCCGGUUCACACACAACAGCAUGAGCAUCGUCUACGCUUCCACCAAGGAAGAUGACACAAUUCGAUAUCUGUCGUUGCACGACAAUUCGUACAUCCGGUACUUUAGAGGCCACAAGGACAAGGUGCACGCGCUCAACGUGUCUCCUAUCAGUGAUGUGUUGCUUUCGGCAUCAAUGGAUCACACUGUGCGGCUAUGGGAUCUCCGGUCGCCCCAUUGUCAGGGAGUUUUGAACCUGGUGAGCCCGAAUCUGAUUGCAUUUGAUCCCCGAGGUCUGUGUUUUGGCGUGGCCAACACAUCGGCCCAGGACCUGUCUUUGUACUCUGUUUCUGCAUGGGGAUCCGACCCCUUCGCCACGUUUGCUCUUCCUGCUCCCCCUGGAGACGGAUGGGCCUCUGUAGAGUUCUCCAACGACGGAAAGUAUAUUCUCUUGGCGACUUACGGAGAGCAGCACCACGUCAUUGAUGCUUUCACGGGUAAUCUUACGCACAAGCUCGUUGGCCACCACCCCUUAAGACGCGAUCAGGACAACAUGCGGGGCGGCUCCACUCACACUGCAUUCUCUGUGGACGGCCGCACAGUGUUUGGCUGCUCGCGAGACGGCAAGAUUAUUGUCUGGGACUUGCAGGACCGAGUCGACGAGCGAGGACGACUGUACCCUUCCAAGGCUCUCAACUGCGCACCCAACGCAGCCUCCCCUCAGAUUCUUGGUGUCAAUCCAGCCUCCAUGCAACUGGCCACAGCAGAUAAAGAGCUUACUUUCUGGCUGCCGGAAAAAGACGUGGCCGAGCCUCCAAAGGAGGCAUAG
Molecule: messenger RNA, 1023 nt
Organism: Yarrowia lipolytica CLIB122
Lineage: Eukaryota; Fungi; Ascomycota; Dipodascomycetes; Dipodascales
Cellular component (GO): Set1C/COMPASS complex
Molecular function (GO): chromatin binding; protein binding
Source: RefSeq, a predicted model, not a curated record